GCUUUCAGUAUCUUUCAGUCAUUCUGCUAGAAAACUUUGAGCGGAUUGAUAUUACGUUGUAGUAAAAUAUACUGUACUCGUGGAAGUUGAAACAUAUAGCACAGCAUCCGUUGCCACAUAUUAGUUGCUGUGCAGUCAAAAUAAUAUUAUAAUAAAACAUCAGUUUACAAAAUGCAGUUGUCACUAACAGUCUUGUUUUUAAGCGCAAUUUUCAUCAAUAAUGUUGAGUCGACAUCGUAUAAAGUUACAAAUCAGGUAUAUUUCGAAAUAAUGAUUGAUGAUUAUCCAAUCGGUCGAAUGGUAAUUGGACUAUUUGGUGAAGCAGCACCAAAAACAGUUAAAAAUUUUUUAACAAUUGCAACAAAUGGUAUCAAUGGAAGAACUUAUUCAGGCACUAAAUUUCAUCGUGUUAUUAAAAAAUUUAUGAUUCAAGGUGGUGAUGUUGAUAAGGGUGAUGGUAGUGGUUCAAUAAGUAUUUAUGGUAAAUAUUUUGAUGAUGAAGAUACUGGUAUAAAUCAUGCUGGUCCUGGUUUUGUCAGCAUGGCAAAUGCUGGAAAAAAUACAAAUGGUUGUCAAUUUUUUAUUACAACAAUUGCAACACCUUGGCUAGAUGGACAUCACACUGUUUUUGGAAAAGUAAUUGAAGGCCAUGAAGUAUUAUUUAAAAUUGAACAAACAAAAACUGAUUCUGAUGAUGUGCCAGUAUCACCAGUUGUUGUACUUGAAAGUGGUGAAAUACCAGUUACAGCACCUUUCUACGUGUCUGAUGAUCCAUACGAUUUAUGGGAAUGGAUCAAAGCAACUGCAAUUCCACUGUCUUUUAGUUUUGCAAUUCUUGGAUUUUUUCAAUGGAUGAUAAGAAAGUUGGACGUAUAA
This is a messenger RNA of Aphidius gifuensis, 876 nucleotides long. Its product is annotated as peptidyl-prolyl cis-trans isomerase B-like. Gene Ontology annotation, biological process: protein folding; protein peptidyl-prolyl isomerization. NCBI's taxonomy places the organism in Eukaryota, Metazoa, Arthropoda, Insecta, Hymenoptera, Braconidae. Gene Ontology annotation, cellular component: intracellular membrane-bounded organelle. The transcript has 5 exons. Bases 172 to 876 code for a protein of 234 amino acids. Gene Ontology annotation, molecular function: peptidyl-prolyl cis-trans isomerase activity. The record is from RefSeq and is a predicted model, not a curated record.